CAGUAACUCUUCAUCAGACUCUUGAGGAGACAGAAAUAAAGACCCCGGCAGGAGCACACACACAGCUCAAGUGUUUCUCAGCGAGCGUCUGGAUGGAGGGAGACGGAGGUGUGGAGCUCACACAGAGCCCUGAGACUCUCACCGAGGACGACGUCUGUGUGAUCCAGGACACGUGGAGACCCGUCUACGAGAACCGCGAGAACGCUGGAGUCGCUGUGCUCAUCAGAUUUUUCUCAAACUUCCCGUCGGCGAAGCAGUACUUCGAUCAGUUCCGUGACAUGCAGGAUCCCGAGGAGAUGAAGCAAAGCAUCCAGCUGAAGAAACACGGGCUGCGGGUCCUGACCGCCCUCAACACGCUGGUGGAAAACCUGCGUGAUGGAGACAAACUCAACACCAUCUUCCAGCAGAUGGGCAAAUCACACGCGCUCAGACACAAGGUGGAUCCGGUUUACUUCAAAAUUCUGGCUGGAGUAAUUCUGGAGGUGCUGGUGGAAGCUUUCCCACAAUGCUUCAGUCCGGCAUCAGUGCAGAGCGCGUGGUCUAAACUCCUGGGCGUCCUGUACUGGCAGAUGAACAAAGUCUACGCUGAAGUCGGCUGGGAAUCCAUCAAAAACUCUGCAAAGUAAAGGAGAGAAUAAAUGCAUAAUUAUAUGAAUGAAACCAAAGAUUAUUACAGUAAUGUCAUGUAUAUUUGAUUCAUUUCUAUAAGUGAACGAAAAAGACGUAGUAGAAAAUAAAGACAUGUUGUUGUUGUAAAAUGAGCUCAUACAAGACAAUGUUUUAUAAAUGUUGAUGGACUCUACAUGAUAUUUUAUCUGGACUUUAUCGAUGUCAUAUCCCUAGCAACUGUUAUUCAGCUCAGAUAAUAAACACACAUAUAAAUCAGUGCAGAAAUCUCAAGCUCUCUGCAGUCCGUCUCCCAUUAAAUAUUUACACAUACUCCAGAUAAACCAUGGGCCUGUACACAAACACGACCUCCAUCAGAUACAAAAAUGUGCAUUUCUGAUGAAACAUUCGGGUCUCUGCUGGAGCUUUAGAUAGAUAUCCAAUUCAUCUAAAGCAGAUGUUUUUGAAAGCGACUUUUGUAUCAGCCGCUUCCUCUGCGUGCUGUGAGCAAAAUGAGUAGAAAGGACUGUUCUGUGCAAAAGUACCUAAACUGAUUCUUUUGUACUUAUUCAAAUGUUUUGUACAUGUAAAAUAAUCACUGAUUCAGAAAUAAACUCUGAAACAUUAAAGAAAUAAACUCUGAUUAGCUACUUU
Molecule: messenger RNA, 1260 nt
Organism: Sinocyclocheilus grahami
Lineage: Eukaryota; Metazoa; Chordata; Actinopteri; Cypriniformes; Cyprinidae
Product: cytoglobin-1
Exons: 4
Coding region: 93-626 (177 amino acids)
Biological process (GO): oxygen transport
Molecular function (GO): heme binding; iron ion binding; oxygen binding
Source: RefSeq, a predicted model, not a curated record